AGAGAAAACACCAAUGAAAGCCUAGGAAAGAGAACGAAUUUAUAAUGGAGGUCGAUGGCAAAAGUUGAUUCUUCCAUCAACCAUAUCACGUCCUUGGUGUUUGUGAAACGUUGAAGGAUAUCAUAGUUCUUUUUUAUUCACUCUUUUUUCUUGGAAACCAACAGCUUGGUUCAUAUUAUUUUUGAUCAUCAUCAUGCCUCGUAGACGUACUGCAGCAGCUCCCGCUUCCAGCCAACGCCGCACGCCCGGUUCUUCACGACCUGCUUCUACCAUGGCUGCUUCUCCUGGUAUGGCUCCUUCUGCUGCCCAACCUGCUCGUCCAGCUGCCCCUCCUGCUCAGCACGCACAACCUCCCGCAGCCGCUCCUGCUGCUCCCCCUACGGCCAUCCCUUCCUCAGGUGGUACAGGCUUUUUCGGUAAUUUGGUUAGUACAGCUGCUGGUGUAGGUAUUGGUAGUACAAUUGGUCAUACGAUGGGCAAUUUAAUUACUGGUGCAUUUGGUGGUGGAAGUUCAGCUCCUGCUGCACAAGACAACUCUGCGCCAGCAGCGGCUCCUUCUCAAGCCGAAACCGGAUUUGGUUCAACGACUGCCUUUUCCGAUGCCGGUGCUGAAGAGUCCAAGAAUGCUUGCAAUGGAGAAGCCAAGACAUUUGCUGAGUGUAUGAAUCAACAUGGCUUUGAUCACUGUUCUUAUUAUUUAGAACAAUUAAAGGCUUGUCAAUCUCUUUGGUCACCUUCUUCUUAAAUUAUGAUAUAAAAAAUUUGGAUUCUCUUAACGUUUUGUUUUCUCCCCUCUCUUUACAAGCACGUAUUCUCGACUUGAAGUUCAUUUAUUAUUAUUAUUAUUACAGAUAAGAAAAAAUAAGAAAACAAGAACACGUUUUUUAUUCAUUUUUAUUGUUUGCAUUUAGCAUUUCCUAUCCAGUUAAAAUUAUAGAAAAAUAGAUAAUAACUACUGUACAAAGAGGUC
Messenger RNA from Schizosaccharomyces cryophilus OY26, 970 nucleotides. Its product is annotated as CHCH domain-containing protein. Bases 194 to 745 code for a protein of 183 amino acids. Gene Ontology annotation, cellular component: nucleus; mitochondrion. Lineage: Eukaryota; Fungi; Ascomycota; Schizosaccharomycetes; Schizosaccharomycetales; Schizosaccharomycetaceae. The transcript has a single exon. The record is from RefSeq and is a predicted model, not a curated record. Gene Ontology annotation, biological process: mitochondrion organization.